Messenger RNA from Ylistrum balloti, 926 nucleotides. RefSeq names its product thioredoxin domain-containing protein 17-like. Gene Ontology annotation, molecular function: protein-disulfide reductase [NAD(P)H] activity. The record is from RefSeq and is a predicted model, not a curated record. Lineage: Eukaryota; Metazoa; Mollusca; Bivalvia; Pectinida; Pectinidae. Bases 60 to 428 code for a protein of 122 amino acids. Gene Ontology annotation, cellular component: cytosol. The transcript is spliced from 4 exons.
AUAACACGGUGGGAGUCUCUACACUUACCUGCGGACGAUUAGCAGAAUCACAUUUCAGCAUGGUGAUACAGGUACAUGUUGAGGGUAUCACAAAGUUUGAAGAGGUGGCAGAGGAACACAAGGGCAAGACGAUAUUUGCACUCUUUUCAGGUUCCGUGAAUGACGAGGGUAAAAACUGGUGCCCCGACUGUGUGGCUGCUGAUCCUGUAGUGUCGAGAAAUGUGGCGAGUGCCCCAAAUGAUGCUGUAUUCAUUCAUUGUGGAGUUGGUGGCAGAGACUAUUGGAAAGACCAGAAAAAUGAUUUUAGAACCAAGUUGGGACUGAAGUGUGUUCCUACCUUGAUGAUAUUGGGAAAGCCGAAUAAACUUGAAGAGGAGCAGUGCGCUAAUGAUGAUUUGGUAAAAAUGCUUUUCUCUGAAGAAGACUGAUAAACCUUCAUUUCAACUCUAAAGCUUUAUAAUAGAACAAAAUGGUUACAGGCUGAAUGAUUGCAAGCUUCGGUUGUUAUGUAUUUCUACACUGGAGAUAGGUGAUAUAUUCAAGAAAUUUGCUGUUGUUUUGCUUUUGAAUUUUGCAAACACAUCUCGGAUACAGAGUUUACUUAUCCAAGUACAAUACUAUGGUAUUAUUCAGGUUAGAGUAAAAGUUAAAUUUAAUGACAUAUAUGUAUGCUUGAGAAUGGCGACACUUUAAGAAUCGUUGUAUGUAACUCAGACUGGAAAAUUGAAGUAAAUCUCAAUAUGUUAAUCUGUAAUUUUAACAAUUUUGUACAAUUAUAAGUCGUAGUUCGUAUCUAAAAGUUGAACAAAUGAGGUGUACAUGUACAUGUUAAUUAGUCUAAGUAUGUCACAUAAAAUGUGCAUUUGUAAAUCUAGAAUUAAAUGUAAUUGAUGAUGAUGUAUAAUAAAUAUGUUGAAAAGAAGUAA